Malurus melanocephalus (red-backed fairy wren) is the source of this 464-nucleotide messenger RNA. It is a transcript of the gene QTRT1, whose product is annotated as queuine tRNA-ribosyltransferase catalytic subunit 1. Gene Ontology annotation, molecular function: tRNA-guanosine(34) queuine transglycosylase activity. Bases 93 to 404 code for a protein of 103 amino acids. Gene Ontology annotation, cellular component: cytosol. The transcript is spliced from 3 exons. The record is from RefSeq and is a predicted model, not a curated record. Lineage: Eukaryota; Metazoa; Chordata; Aves; Passeriformes; Maluridae.
CAACCCCACAAGGCCCAACAUGGCGUCCGCGUUGCCAUGGUAACGGUCACUUCCGGCAUCCCCGCGCCCUCUUCCGGUCCGGCGCGUUCAAGAUGGCGGCGCCCACGGCGGAGCCGCUGCCGGUGCUGCGGAUCGUGGCCGAGUGCGGGCGGAGCCGCGCCCGGGCCGGAGAGCUGCGGCUGCCGCACGGGAACGUGCCCUGCCCCGUCUUCAUGCCCGUGGGCACCCGCGGCACCGCCAAGGGCCUGACGGCCGCGCAGCUGGCGGCGCUCGGCUGCCGCAUCUGCCUCGGCAACACCUUCCACCUGGGAACGCGSCCGGGCUCGGAGCUCGUCCGGCGCUCCGGGGGCCUCCACGGGUUCAUGGAUUGGCCCCACAACCUCCUGACGGAGCCGAUAUCGUGAUGCAGUUGGACGAUGUCGUGAGCAGCACCACAACGGGACCGCGCGUCGAGGAGGCCAUGG